Anastrepha ludens (Mexican fruit fly) is the source of this 1170-nucleotide messenger RNA. RefSeq lists its product as uncharacterized. The coding region runs from base 1 to 1170 and encodes 389 amino acids. Lineage: Eukaryota; Metazoa; Arthropoda; Insecta; Diptera; Tephritidae. The record is from RefSeq and is a predicted model, not a curated record. The transcript is spliced from 3 exons.
AUGCCGCAGAUCACAGCACACAGCGAAAUGGCUGCAUACAUAUUGACAUACAAUCACUUUUCAACGCUUUGCAUCGUUGAGCUGUGCACGCCACGCCAAGUGACCAAACAGGCUGAAUUGGUUUGGACGCGUUGCUGUGGGAAAGUGGAAUCUACGCAGCACGGCGUGGACGGCGGCCCUGUAUCGUGGCGUUUAACGCUCGAUCAGGAUCUUAUUGACACGCUCAAACGUAGUUUCCCAACUUGGUUUCAAGCGUCCGCCAGCAGUGACAUCACCACCACUACUUCAAUAACGACAACAACAACAGCAAUCACACCGGCUACAACGCUCUAUAAAUCAAAAACCACAGAACCAACGGAAAACGUAAAGUCAGUAAUCGUAAACCAACAAACCGUCGUUGAGACAAGCAAACACACGAGCGACAGUAACGGUAACUGUAACGGUAAUAGCAACACGAAUACUCAUCACAACAACACUAUUAUCAACAUCGCCAAAAGUGGUAACAAUUGUACGACACCCAUCACUGUUGACACCACAAACCAUCUGCAUCAACAACUGCCAUAUCUACAUCAUCACCAUUUGCAUCAUCACAGCAACGGCAACAGCUUAAAGCGACACAACAGCGACAGCAUUGGGAAAAACAUUUCUUCCCCACAGCUCAACGGUUGCAGUUAUUCAGCAAUUUUAUCCUCUUCAUCAUCAGCUUCACCUGCUUCGUCGAUAGCAUCGAAUUGCUCUGCAGUCUCCUCGAAGAAAUCCAUAUCGAGUCAUAAAAGCAGCAGCAGCAGUAGCAGUAGUUCUUCGUCAUCAUCAUCUUCCUCGAAAUCAUCGUCUUCCUCUGCCACUUCAGCUAGUUCGAAAAAUUCGUCUGCGAACGCUUCCACAUCCGUGAAGGCAACAUCUGAGAAAUUCAACAACGCCGCGAACGGCGUACAUCACAAAACCUCGAACGCCGCGCUUGUCGAAACGGGGAAGAAGUGUGUAGCGACAAAAGCAGCUGUGAAAUCGGCUGUCAAGUCGGUGGUGAAAGCGCGUGAAAAGUCAGCAGCGUCAACGCUUUCAGCGUCUUCAACAGUGGCGGUAGCAGCAGUAGCGACCACCGCAAACUUAAAAGGGUCGUCGUCGUCAACGAAGAGAUUAUAUCGGAUACGUCGUGUAACGCGCUCCUAA